Molecule: messenger RNA, 1125 nt
Organism: Anthostomella pinea
Lineage: Eukaryota; Fungi; Ascomycota; Sordariomycetes; Xylariales; Xylariaceae
Source: the annotation of a GenBank genome assembly
AUGGCAUCCACCACCAAGGAGCGCAGACGCCCUCUUCUCGAAGUCCACAGGCUGCCCCUCCGCAUCCUCCUAGCCGUCCCCGUGUACCUCGCCCUCACAGCCGUCAUCCUACUAGCCACGCACUCAGACCUCAACAUUCCAGCACUCUACUCGCAAUGCCACUCCCGCUCACGGCUGCGGGGCAUAUCCCGCAUCCCCGUCAUCGGGGCGCCCGCCUGCUUCAUCAUCAGCUUCCUCCGCUUCGCGAACGCGUCGGUGCGCACCUUUGCGCAGAUGAGCGUCGUCCUGUCCUUCGUCGGCGCCCUGCUCACGGUGAAUCUGAUCGAAUCGGCACGCAGGUGCAAUCGCCGUAGCUGGGUUAUUCGGAACCCGACGCUGGGCUGGCUGGUAUUCAAUCUGAUUGGUGGCACAUUGGUUUGGGACCUGCUCAUUGUGCCGGCAUUCUUGAGGAGGGCGCAAGAGGUUCGCGAUGAGAGCCUAGAAGCAGGAAGGGCGGGAGGAGAUGCGUUGGAUCGAGACUCCGUGAAAGCAUCGCGAGGCCUUGAGAGCAAGGCUGAGGCCUAUGCCAUUCCCAUCGCGAUGACAUUGGGAUUCUACGUGCCCAGCAUAUUAAUGCUCACAUUGAACGAGCCCAUCUCAAUCGCUGUCUGGCUCUUGUUCCCGCUGCUUAUCUCUCUGGCACGAAUCGCCGUCAGAUUUGCAGUCAGCAGGCUAUCGAAUGACGACAAACCCUUUCAUCUUGAGUCAUACCGAGCCUCGUCACUCAUGGUGUAUGCGGUGCCAUUUAUCUGCUCGGUCCUGGCGCACGGCUUCUUGAUAUGGAACAUGUUCAGUCGCGACGAUCGCAGGGAGAUGACACGUAGCACAAUUGUGUUCAUCCAUAUCGACAUCUCCAUCCUCGCCGCUACCGUGGUCUACUGGGUGCUGGUCGAGUGUGGCUCGGUGCCCGCGUUGUUCCUAGCCGGUCUCUCCAUCUUGUUGGGUCCUGGAGCCGCUCUGUGCUUUGCAUGGCUGCUUCGAGAACAAAUCAUUUGCACAGAGGCAGUUUUGCUUGGAGAGUGCGAAGGGUAUGCUUCGGAAGGGGAUCCUCAAGCCGUACGGGGAAAAACACCCUUGCUACGCUGA